This is a messenger RNA of Podarcis lilfordi (Lilford's wall lizard), 6130 nucleotides long. Lineage: Eukaryota; Metazoa; Chordata; Lepidosauria; Squamata; Lacertidae. The record is from the annotation of a GenBank genome assembly.
AUGAGCCUGGAGGCGGCAGAUAGCAAAGCUUCAUGGAUGACGACAGGGGCACCCAGGGGAUGCAGCUGGAAGAAACCACAUCUGGAACAGCCGAAACGUCUGGUCUACAAAAAGGUACAUGCGAAAGGAAAGAGAGUGAGAGAGAAGCUGUGUUGGCAAAGGUCUGGAGGUGGGUUAAGUAUGGGCUGACGUGGUUGUAAGGAAGGCAGAGAUGGAGGGAGACAGAAUUGAGCAACAGGUGCAGUUCUUCAGGAUAUUCACUGCAAUCCCCACUGAAAUUAACAGUUGAGAAAGAGCGAGGCUGUGAUCUUGUGCAUCUCCCAUUUACUUCAGGGGGGAUUACUUGGGGAAACUUCCCACCCAACUGCGUACCCAUGUUAAUUAGUGAGAGGGGAUUUGGGAUAUGAUAUACAGUGAAAUGAAAAAAGAAUUCAAAUAUACAUUCCCAAAGAAAUGAGAGGCUUUUUUAUUAGGGAUAAUAGGAGAUGAAUUGAGAAAAGAAGACUGCAAAUUAUUCUUGUAUGCCACGACUGCCGCAAGGAUUCUUGUGGCCCAAAAGUGGAAAUCCCAAGAGUUACCAGCCCUAAUGGAGUGGCAGACGAAAUUAUUCGAGUAUACUGAAUUGGCAAAAAUGAGUUAUAAAAUUUGAGACCAAAAAGUGGCAAAGUUUGAAGAGGAGUGGAGUAAAUUUGUUGUGUAUAUACGAAAUAACUGUAGAAGUUUAAAAACUGCAGCAGGGCUAACAUAAAUCUUGUGAUGUAUAUAGAAUGUAAUUAAGAAUCUGCAGGAAUGGAUGUAAAUUGGGAAAACCGAAGCAGGGAAGGAGGGAAGUCUGGGCGCGAAAUUGCGCAGGGUAAAUAAGAAGAUAGAAAAGGUUGAAUGUUAAAGUUUAACUUUAAUUUUGUUUUGUUUUUGAAAAUCAAUAAAAAAAGUAAUAAAAAAUUAGUGAGAGGGGAUAUCAUUUGGAUUUUCUGAUUCAGGCACUUCAGUGUUUUGGGCCAGCUUUGGUCAACUGCUCCCCCUGUUCCCCAGCUCUUCUCUUCUGCCUUUUGUCCUUGCCCAGUCAAUUCCUCUAGUGAUGCAGAAAUUCUUCAUCUGCAGAUCAUCAAACCGCUAAUGGAGAAGAAGCGAAGGAAUCGAAUUGCCCAGUCUUUCAACCAACUGAAGGCUCUCUUACUAGAUGGCACCAGCCCAGGUAACAAGGUAAGGAGCCAAACCAUAGUAACACAUCCCACUGGGGAUGAGUGGGCAUCCACCAUCAAGCUUCUGUAUGUAUCUAACAUGAUAAGCUUCAACUUUUUACUUUAUUAUUAUUUAUUAAAUUUGUAUGCCGCUCUAUACCCGCAUGUCUCAGGGCUAUUGCAACAUAAAAUUAGAAUCUAAAAACACAAAAUUCGUAAUCAAACAAAACAACCCAAUAACCCUCCUCCCCAACACAUUUUAAAAGGGCAUCGGAUGUCAAACAGCCAAAAGUCUGGCUAAAGAGGAACGUUUUUGCCUGGAGCCUAAAGGUGUAUAAUGAAGGUGCCUGGCAAACCUCCCUGGGGAGAGCAUUUCGUAAACAGGGAGCCACUGCAGAAAAGGCCUGUUCAUGUGUUGCCACCCACAGGACCUCUCAUGGAGGAGGCACACGUUGAAGGGCCUCAGAAGGCGAUCUCAGGGUCAGGGUAGGUUCAUAUGGGGAGAGGCAGUCCUUGAAGUAUUGCAGUCCUGAGCUGUUUAAGGCUUUAUAGGUCAAAACCAGUACAGUGGUACCUUGGUACUCAAACUUAAUCUGUUCCAGAAGUCCGUUCCAAAACCAAAGCAUUCCAAAACCAAGGCAUGCUUCGCCAUAGAAAGUAAUGCAAAAUGGAUUAAUCCAUUCCAGACUUUUAAAAACAACCCCGAAAAUAGCAAUUUAACAUGAAUUUUACUAACGAGGCCAUUGAUCCAUAAAAUGAAAGCAAUAAUCAAUGUAUUGUACUAUAAAAUAAGACAGUAUUGUAGAUGAUAAAAAUUUAAAUUAAUUGUUUUUCUUACCUGCACUGUCAUUGUCUGGAUGGGGGGCUUUUAUCCAUUUCUGCAGUCACACAAUCAAUCAGCAGCUGAACUGGGUUCCACACAGUCCCAAAAACAAAUGAACCGAAAAAGCCUCAAAAAACAAAAAGGCAAAAUAAAUAGCAAAAACAAAAGUGCCAAACUUAAUCUGUCAAACGGACUUCCGGAAUGUUUGAAAACCAAGGCGCAGCUCCUGAUUGGGGCAGGCGCCCCAGAAACAAUAGCCGACAGCCACAUCGGAGUUUCGGCUUCCGAAAAACGUUUGGAAACCAGAAGACUUACUUCUGGGUUUUCGGUGUUUGGGAACCAAGGCGUUUGAGAACCAAGGCAUUUGAGAACCAAGAAAUCACUGUACUUUAAAUUGGGCCCAGAAACUAAUUGGUAGCCAGUGCAGUCGGACCAGGAUCGGUGUAAUAUGCUCAAACCAUCUUGCUCCGGUGAGCAACCUGGCCGCUGAAUUCCGCUGAGUUUCCGAACUGUCUUCAGUGGCAGAAUAAACUUGUUUCUUAUAUUCUCUCCCUCUUUCUCUCAGGAUCCCUGAGAAGUAUAGUUGUGUAAGCCGAGCUUAAGGAUGUAAGGGAGAAUUCUUAGCCCUUUCAUCAAACUGCAAAGUAUUCUUUUAGGGGAGCCAGGAGAGUUAAAUUGGUACGGCACUGAAAUAGGUUUGUGGUGCAGAUAUAGGUUCCUCCUAUUCCUUCCUGCCAGGCAACACCUACACAAAAGGAUCUUAAAAAAAAUUUUGUAUUCUGAAGACAACCAAUCCCACUGGGUAACAUGCUGGAUAUCAGUGGAGCGAAAUGCAAAACCCAAAGGCUCACAAUUUGAAGCUUGGACUGUAGGACACUCUUUCCCAGCAUUCAAAUGACAGUUUGGGAGAAAAGUUCCAGUAACAGAAAAUGCAAUAUGAGUUGCAGGAAGAUAGUCUUGUUUCAUUCCCUUUUGAGACACCACACUAGAAAACUUACCAUAUUUUUUGCUCUAUAAGACUCACUUUUUCCCUCCUAAAAAGUAAGGGGAAAUGUGUGUGUGUCUUAUGGAGCGAAUGCAGGCUGCGCAGCUAUCCCAGAAGCCAGAACAGCAAGAGGGAUUGCUGCUUUCACUGCACAGCGAUCCCUCUUGCUGUUCUGGCUUCUGAGAUUCAGAAUAUUUUUUUUCUUGUUUUCCUCCUCCAAAAACUAGGUGCGUCUUGUGGUCUGGUGCAUCGUAUAGAGCGAAAAAUACGGUGCAUUGAACUACCUUCAAAAAACCUUCAGAGCUGUAGUUUCAUGGAGUGUGCUGAGAAUGUUUUAAAUCACAUAUCCCUGCCUUCUUAUUAGGAAUUACCAUUCCCAUGAUGCUUCCGUAGGGGACUGUGAAAUUUAAAGUGAUUUCAAUCUGUGAUGCAGAUGUCCCUCCAAGUUCACUGAAUAAUAGUUUCUUCGAAUUACCAGCUCUCUUUGUUCAGUUGAGAGUAGUUCCUGUCCAUGCCAAAUCCUCUUCUUUCUCCUCUUGCAAUGCCAACUUCUGCCUGGUUCCAAGCCAGUCUCCAGUUAUCCUCUUUUUUUCCCCUCCCAAAAGCCUCUUCCUAAUUCUCGCAUGGACAAGGCAGCUCUUCUAGAAAUGGCUGUGCAGCGGAUUCAAACAUUGCAGCUAGCAGGUGAGUUAUAGGUGGGAAUGGCUUAUUGCAAUGUACCAUAGUGAAGAUGGGUAACAAGGAGCGAGUUGGGUGUGAUGGUUAGGGUGGAGACCAGGAGUGGAUCUACACACAAGAAAAAAACGCUAUAAAUAAGUCAGAAAUUAAAUAGUGAUAACAAAAGGAAAAAAAGAUUUUUUUUUGCUCCCCACCACCAUCUGGUAUUGCAUGUUUGUAACACAUUCAAAACACUUUUUUCUACUAAUGUAGCUGAGUCCCAGUGUUCAAAUCCCCGCUCAGAUAUGCAGCUCACUGGGUGACCUUGGGCCAGUCGCCAUCUCUCAGCCUAACCUACCUCAUAGGAUUAUUGUGAGGAUAAAAUGGAGAGAGGGAGAGUCAUGAAGGCCACUUUGAGUUCAUUGGAAGAAAGGUGGAAUAGAAAUGCCAUAAUUAUAAUUAUAACAAUAAUAACAAAUGAAGUGCCUCAGAGAGUCGCUUAAGUUACAUGCACAGAAUGGAUUGAGUUCACUAGGCACAUACUACAAAAUUUUAUCUGGAUUGCAGGUGGGCCUGCCAGGAGGUAAAUGGAGCAGGAUUCAGCUCCUAGAUCAUUACAGCUUAUAAUCACAAUUGUGUGAAUUUUGCUUAAAAGAAUUAAAAGUCUGUAGCCAAGCAAGCUGAAUUCUGCAGCCUGUAUAAAUGAUGUGAAUGGGCAAAUCUGCAUAAUUUCUCUCAUUCGGCUCUGUUAAGCUAUGCAAGACCAAUUGAAAUCUUCAGUCAUCCUCUCUGGUUUCUGAUACUUCCGCUGGCAUUGCCCACAUACUUUCAUUCAGACUUUCAUCCGUAAGGUCAAGAAGUUGAUGCAAACCAAGACCCAAGGGUGUGUACCCAAAAGCAAGAUCAGAAGGGACUGGACAGAGGAGGAAUGGCGGAGACUGCCUCCCCAGCCCGAACCUUUCAGAUAAGAGGAAGGCAGUAUAGAUUUACAAGAGUGGUUUGCGGGAGGUCAUAGCUCAGAGGCAGAAGAGGGGAGAAGCUGGGAAAUAAUGGGAGAAGAGGAGGAGAAGGCAGAGCCAAAGCAGCUGGCUGACAUGUUAUCACUAGAAAGCAUUCCAGACCCCCCUUCUCCCAGAACCCGGUGAGCAUUGAAAGUAGGAGAGCAAAGGGCUCAGAGGCAAAUAACUCUAAGUGGCCACCAUCAGGUGGGUGGUGCUGUUGACAACUAAGGAGAGAAGGGGGGUGGAGAUUACUCGGAGUUAUGCCAUUACUCCAAGAGGCUGCAUUUCUAAGCCACUCUCUGUGAAUGUUGAAUAAAAUACAUUGUCAAUAACUCUCCUUCUCUGUCUAUUCCUGGCAGCCUACCGUAGGGGGAUCAGAUUCCCUGAUGCCUGACAGAAGGGCUUUUUCUCCUUCACUUUUACACUGUGAAUCACUGACAUACUCACCUCCCAACUGAUUGCUGAUUUAAUGAUCAGUUUUGCCCCAUCUCUAUACCUUAGGCAGGCUGUCUGCUGUUUUCAUUGUUUAAGGUGUCACUUGUAUCCAUUUAAAAUUGAGUUGGGGGUUAAGCAAAAACAUGGAGGAUAAGGCUGUCAAUGACUAGUCAUGAUGGCUCUGUAUGCACUACCUCCUGAACCAGAGGCACUUGCCUCCGAAUACCAGCUGUUGAGGGUCAUGAGCAAGAGUGUGAAAACAGACCAGUGGUGUAGCAUGGGUUGCCAGCACCAGGGGCUGUGUGGAGUAGGGUGGGUGGAAGGCAGGGAAACGGACGGGGUACGCAUGCAUAUCCAACUGCCUAACGCUAACCGCGUCACCCAGGAGGUCGCAGCCGCAGAGAUAAGAAAAGAUGAGAUGUUCCAUUGUCUUCCUGGUUCGCAUGGAGGAUACGUUUUUAAUGGAGCCUAGCGAUGGGAGUGCGCAGCUGCGUUGAAGCAGCACUAGGUGUUGAAAUUUUGCACCCCCUAACGAUUUUGCACCUAGGGCAACGGCCCUUGAGCCCCCCCCCCCAACAGAGAAGGGCUUUGCGUCUCAUCCAACAAGGCUCUUUUAUGUUAGAAGAAAUCACACAGCUUAUACCCCAGGCCCCUUUCUCCUCAUGACAUGCAGAUGCAUACAUUUGAUGGAUGCUUGACUUGCCUCUCUCCUUUCAUCUCUCCUUUGUAUGUUCUUUUUCUCUCCACAGUGGCAGAGGACAAGGGCUUUCAUACAGGAUACUCCUACUGUGCCUCUCUUGUCCAAGCCUUCCUCAUUUCAGAGACACAGCGGUAUCUGAAUGCUCCCAGUCAGUCAAACUCUUCAUCCAGACACCCCUCUGGGACUUCACUGGCAAUUUCUCCACCAGCUUCUAAGCUAGGAAAGGUCUCCAGCUGGAGUGAAAAGUGCCUGGCUUCGCCUGGCUUUAGACGUUUUGAAAGGUCUGUCCCUUCUGGGAUCCUGAACAGAACAGGGUCCCAGGUAUUCUGGAGACCCUGGUCUACUUGA